Chrysochloris asiatica (Cape golden mole) is the source of this 666-nucleotide messenger RNA. RefSeq names its product immediate early response 2 (gene IER2). The coding region runs from base 1 to 666 and encodes 221 amino acids. The transcript has a single exon. NCBI's taxonomy places the organism in Eukaryota, Metazoa, Chordata, Mammalia, Afrosoricida, Chrysochloridae. The record is from RefSeq and is a predicted model, not a curated record.
AUGGAAGUGCAAAAGGAAGCGCAACGCAUCAUGACCCUGUCGGUGUGGAAGAUGUACCACUCGCGUAUGCAGCGCGGUGGACUGCGGCUUCACCGUAGUCUGCAGCUGUCGCUGGUCAUGCGCAGCGCCCGGGAGCUCUAUCUCUCAGCCAAAGUGGAGGCCCACGAGCCCGAGAUGUCCUUACCGGCUGGUCACUCCCGUGACUCUUGCCUGCACCCGCCGCGGGAAGCCGAAGCCCAGGCAACACCUCCCCACGGUGAGCCUCCCACCCCGGAGCCCAUGGACACACAAGAGGCGCCGAGAGCCGAGGAGACCUUUGUCCGAUGCUGCAGCCCGCGCCCCGCCAAAGCCAAUCGAAAGCGGCGGAGCAGCACCCUGAGCAACAGCGGGGACGCGGGGCUGGUCCCGAGCAAGAAAGCCCGACUGGAAGAAGAGGAAGCGGAGGAGACGCCGUCUGAGGUCCCCGAGCGCCUUCAGCCUCUUCCGACGCAAGCGGAGGGCGCCUUCCCCAAUCUGGCUCGUGUGCUGCAGAGGCGCUUCUCCGGCCUCUUGAACUGCAAUCCUGCUACGCCCCCGACGGCGCCGCCGGCAUGCGAGGCAAAACCCGCCUGUCGCCCAGCGGACAACAUGUUGAACGUGCUUGUGCGGGCCGUAGUGGCCUUCUGA